AUGGCCGUUGUGCUUAACUCGGAAGAGAACAGCUACUUCUCCUCGAGUCCCCUUCGACGAUCCCAUUCCCAGCCCAAGUUUGUGACACAGCCGGCCUACUCGAAUACGCCGUCCAGAUCAAAGAGCAAUAGCAGCUUCAAUACCGUGAUUUCACCCUCCCAAUCCGCCUCUUCGUCAGCCCCUUCGUCGCCACGAACUCUGACAGCCGAUUCUGCCGCACACUCAUACUCCUCGACUCCGGCAAGCAGCUUGUCACUCGACAAUAACUGCGACGACCAGGACGACGAGGACCAGAUUGUCUUCCCUUCCUACGACGACGUCGGAUACUACGAUCAAGUCGAAGACCUGGAACCACCGGCAAGCCCCCGCACAGGUGAUUCUUACACCGUUUCACCUACCUCGAACAGCACAUCGACAAAUGUGUCGCGGCCAGAAACCCCGGAGCCCGUGGAACAUGCUGAGGACGAUACGGCAGUUCGAACGCAGCCAUCGAGACAUGUAGAUUAUCUAUCGCACGAUUGGAAAGAGGAGGACAUCUGGUCGUCUUGGAAGCACAUUGUGUCGAAGCGAAAAGCUUAUGGGAACAGUGCUAGAUUAGAAAACGCGUCGUGGCGAACGUGGACAAAGUCGAAGAACAAAUUGAAGACAGUGUCUCCAGAAACGCUCAAUUGGCUCAAGGAUUGUGAUGUUACUUGGCUAUAUGGCCCCCUCCAGACGGGAUCAGACAAGACCUUACAUCUACCCUCGACCUCUCCCGUGAGUAGCAGUCGAAUAUCUAAGUCCAAUUCUUUCUUGCAGAAGAAGCCAAUCUUGAAGAAGCGGAGUGUGUCAGAGAUAAUGCUUCAGAGGUCGUUAUCAUCAUCGUCCCUUCUAAAACAAGCAGCAGCCGCCGUUCAGGCACAGCAGUAUGAGAACGAUGGAAUGAUGCGGCCGUCCAUCGGCCGUAGAACUUCAGAAUACGCCUAUCCAUUCUCUUCAAGACGCUUGAGUCGAGAGAACACUACUAGUAUGCUGUCGUCCAUCUCCUCGUCAGGCCUGGCUUCUCCGGGAACGGGAGAGAAGAAGCACAUCCACUUCAAUGAACAGGUCGAACAGUGCAUAGCUCUAGAUAUGAAAGGAGAUGACGAUGAAGAGCCUGACUCCUUUGCAGUCCACGACUAUGAUAGCGAUUCUGAUGAUGGCGCAAUCAUGAUGAAGAGGAGUAAUUCCAAACGUCGACUGCCUCCCCUUCACAGCAGAACGACUACCCCUCGACAGAGCUUCACGGCAGAGAGCAAGACGAUCGCAAUGCUCCCUUCGACGACACUGAAAUAUAGAGCAGAUACACCCGAGCCUCCUGAAACUGCUAUGAAGCAUAGUAGUGGAGUAUGGAACGGGACCAAAUUGUCGCCUUCACCCUCCCAAGAAACCUUGAGACCGUCAAAGCCUUCGAGUAGGAUGCUACUUGGGGAGGAUGAAGAAGACGAUGAUAUGGACUGGCAGCCCCCGACAGCCUUCGCCAAUCGCAAGGAUAGUGUCUCCGUUACCCAGGAACGAUUCCAGAGCCUCCACACGUCCGGCUCUUCGUCCAGUCUGAACGGUGAACCCUCGGGAAUGAGAAGGACGCCCUCUGGCAUGUUCAUGCCGUGCGAGGAGGAUGAGGAUGAUGUGGUUUCUGAAGGCCUGUUUGGGAAAGUGGUGGACACUGUGAACACGGCCAAGGACAUUGCUCAUGUAAUCUGGAAUGUGGGAUGGAGACGGUAG
This is a messenger RNA of Cadophora gregata, 1743 nucleotides long. RefSeq lists its product as uncharacterized. The record is from RefSeq and is a predicted model, not a curated record. The transcript is spliced from 2 exons. The coding region runs from base 1 to 1743 and encodes 580 amino acids. Gene Ontology annotation, biological process: cellular response to glucose starvation; protein catabolic process in the vacuole. NCBI's taxonomy places the organism in Eukaryota, Fungi, Ascomycota, Leotiomycetes, Helotiales, Ploettnerulaceae.